This is a messenger RNA of Hansenula anomala, 1893 nucleotides long. Its product is annotated as gag protein. The record is from RefSeq and is a predicted model, not a curated record. Bases 1 to 1893 code for a protein of 630 amino acids. Lineage: Eukaryota; Fungi; Ascomycota; Saccharomycetes; Phaffomycetales; Wickerhamomycetaceae. The transcript has a single exon.
AUGCCUGAACAACAUAGUGCAGUUCCAGGUUAUGAUACUUUGAUUAGAUUUUUGGUUCCAUUAUUGGAUACUUUUGCGUUGUAUGGUAGACCUAAAAGAUUAAAUGCUAAUAAAAGUGAAAUGAAUUCUCUAUUGUUUGGGUUACCAGUUUUACCACAUGUUCAUUAUUUGGAAGUUGAUGAUCUUAUAUUAUUGGCAAGCUCUCCACAAUCAAGUAAUUGGCUACUGACUGAAUGGAGAAUGAAGAUCAAAGAGGUUUUAGGUAGAAAACUUACAAAUGGUUAUACAGGAUGUGGAUCUAAUCAUGGGGUUAUUGGUGCUAUUAGUUCACCAGCUUUCAACUCAAAUGAAUUUCUGGAUGUUAGAUCCGUCAACAGUGGUAAUAAUAGGCCAAUAUCACCAUUAUCACCAAGUUUUUUCCCUGCACCAAAGUUCAAAAGAGAUUCACUGAUUUCUAAAAACAGUUCAAUCAAUGAAUCUGGUGGAGAAUUAAGUGAACCAUCCUCACCACCAAAACCAACCGUUAAUAGAAAUUCAGAAAUCACUCAGAUUUAUGAAGACUAUUCAAAUGUUGCGCAAAUGGGUAAUAAAGCUAAUGGAGGUGUUGAUGCUGGUACUGGUGCUGCUAUGGGAAGAUAUAAUAAAUCAAAUGAAAAUGUGAGCCAAAGAAAUAAACAAUUUGGAAAUGGUAAUAUUGGUUAUGCUUCGAAUGGUGGUGCUAGAUUAGAAGAUCCAUACAAUGUUUCACAACAACAACAGCAAGGUGCUUCAAGAUCUCAAACCUCAUUAGAGAAAGCCACUAGAGGUAAUACAGAUCCAUAUUCCAAUUUCAAGAAUUCAUCUUCAAACACUUAUUUGAAUAAUAAUGAUGAUGACGAUGAUGAUUUUGAAGAAGAUUUCAAUAGAGGCAUUUCAGCAUUAUCAAUGAAUGAAUCAAAGAGAGGAGCAGCAGGAUCUGAUGAUGUUUUCAAUCCAGAUUAUCAUAAUCGUUCCAAUGAAGUAAUUCGUGAUGAACCUGCUUUGAAAGUCCAAACUCCAAGUAAACCAUUACCAUUACCAAAUAUUAAGAUUGAGCAAGUUUCUCCUUAUACAAGUGGCCGUAUAAACUCCAGCUCGCCAACUACAUCACAUGCCCCAACACUACCAAAGAAGGAUUCAUUCAGCAAUGAACAACCGUCAAACCAAUAUCAAUAUAAUAAUGGCUCAAGACCACCUGCUCAAGCAUAUUCAUCAUUGAUUCAAGAACCAAAGAAUGCACCAUUGCCUCCACAACAUCAACAACCAUCACAAGCACCAUAUCCACAACAAAGACCACCUCAGCAGCAGCAACAACCUCAGCAAGGUCAACCACGCUUACACUAUCCACCACAACAGCAACAACAACAUGGUUAUCAACAACAUAGACCACCACCACUUCAACAACAACAACAGCAAAGACCUGGAGGCUAUCCACCUCAGCAACAACCACAACAGCAUCAACCUAGACCUCAACAGCAACAACAACCAUAUCCACAACAAGGAUAUCCACCUCAUCAACAAGCACCACCUCAACAAUAUCAACAACGUCCACCACCUCAACAAGGAUACCCAUCACAAGGUCAACCACAACCUCAACAACGUAGAGGGCCACCACCACCUCAAGGAUAUGGACAAGGAUACCCACCACCUCAAGGAUAUGCUAAACCACCAGUUCAACAACAACAACCAUAUGGAGGAUAUCCACCUCAACAACAAGCAAGAACCAAUCCACCUAGAGCUCAACACGAGUAUGGAUCAGCCCCACCACCUCAACAACAACAAGGAUAUCCACAACGUAAGCCAGUUAAUCCAUAUAAUGCUGCACCUCCAUCUGGUGGUAAUCCAUAUUCUCAAGGGAACCCAUAUGCUAGAUAA